AUGGCGCUGCUCUGGGGGCUCCUGGUGCUCAGCCUCUCCUGCCUGCCAAGCCCGUGCUCAGCGUUCUCUCCUGUGAGCGCCAUGGAGCCCUUGGGUCUGCAGCUAAUGGACGGGCAGGCCCAGGAGAAACUGCCCCCACUUUCCCUCCUCAAGCUGGGCAACCAGGAACCAGGUGGCCAGAUUGCCCCGAAGAAGGCCCCAGGAGACUGCAAGUCGUCCCCAACCCCGGAGCAGACACGCAGGCUGGCCCGGGCCAUGAUGACCUUCACCACAGACCUCUUCUCCCUGGUGGCCCAAAGCUCCACCAGGCCCAACCUCAUCCUGUCGCCUCUGAGUGUGGCUCUGGCACUGUCUCACGUGGCACUAGGUGCUCAGAACCAAACGCUGCAAAGGCUGAAACAGGUGCUGCACGCAGACUCAGGGCCCUGCCUCCCCCACCUGCUCAGCCGCCUCUGCCAGGACCUGGGGCCUGGGGCUUUCCGGUUGGCUGCCAGAAUGUACCUGCAGAAAGGAUUUCCCAUCAAAGAGGACUUCCUGGAACAAUCAGAACAGCUUUUUGGUUCAAAGCCCAUGAGCCUGACGGGAAGGAAAGGGGAGGACCUGGCAAACAUCAACCAGUGGGUGAAGGAGGCCACGGAGGGGAAGAUCGAGGAUUUCCUUUCAGAUCUGCCAGAUGACACAGUGUUGCUUCUCCUCAAUGCCAUCCAUUUCCAGGGCUUCUGGAGGAGCAAGUUCGACCCAAACCUCACACAGAGAGGCACUUUCCACCUGGACGAGCAGUUCACGGUGCCGGUGGACAUGAUGCAAGCCCUCACAUAUCCACUGCACUGGUUCCUGCUGGAGCAGCCUGAGAUCCAGGUGGCUCAUUUCCCUUUUAAGAACAACAUGAGCUUCGUGGUCCUGAUGCCCACCGGCUUUGAGUGGAACGUGUCCCAGGUGCUGGCUAACCUGACCUGGGACAUUCUGCACCAGCCCUCACUGCGGGAGAGGCCCACCAAGGUCCAGCUGCCUAAGCUGCGUCUCAAAUACCAACUGGACCUGGUGGCCACCCUUGGCCAGCUGGGCCUGCAGGAGUUAUUCCAGGCCCCGGACCUGCGUGGGAUCUCCGACGAGAGGCUGGUGGUGUCCAGCGUGCAGCAUCAGUCCGCGCUGGAGCUCAGCGAGGCCGGCGUGGAGGCGGCCGCGGCAACCAGCACGGCCAUGUCCCGCAUGUCCCUGUCCUCCUUCAUCGUGAACCGCCCCUUCCUCUUCUUCAUCCUCGAGGACAGCACGAGCCUGCCCCUCUUCGUGGGCAGUGUGAGGAACCCCAACCCUAGCGCGCAGCCGGAACGCAAGGAGCAGCAGGACUCCCCCGACGGCAGGGACUCUUUCCAGGAUCACAAAGGCCUCCCCCGCGGAGACAAGCCCUUCGACCCAGACUUGAAACUUGGGCCCCCCUCGGAAGAGGAUUACCCUCAGCCCAGCAGCCCCAAGUGA
Molecule: messenger RNA, 1476 nt
Organism: Rangifer tarandus platyrhynchus (Svalbard reindeer)
Lineage: Eukaryota; Metazoa; Chordata; Mammalia; Artiodactyla; Cervidae
Source: the annotation of a GenBank genome assembly